AUGAAGGUUGUGCAUACUAUUCAAGAGGUUCGUGAAUGGCGCAAGGAAUGUAAGGGCUCGACUGGCUUUGUUCCGACAAUGGGAUGUCUUCACGCGGGUCACGGUUCACUGAUCAAGCAAAGUCGCCUAGACAAUGAUUACACAGCGGUAAGCAUCUUCGUGAAUCCAUCUCAAUUCGCCCCUACGGAGGAUCUAGAUCAAUAUCCUCGUACAUUACCAGCUGAUAUCGAUCUUUUGGAACAAUUGGGCGUUGAUCUCCUGUUUGCACCCAAUGCAAACGAAAUGUACCCACAAGGCAUCCCAUUGAACGUUGAAGAUCAGCGAGGGCCUUUCGUCACCGUUUUGGGGGUUAGCGAAAUGCUGGAGGGCUCUACAAGACCUAAUUUCUUCCGUGGAGUGGCCACUGUGGUUGCUAAACUUCUCAACAUCGUUACUCCAACAGUCGCCUACUUUGGUCAAAAGGAUAUUCAGCAGUUUAUCGUCCUAGAUACGAUGGUUCGUCAACUGUUCAUCAAUACCCGUCUGCAAAUGAUGCCCAUCCAACGUGAUUCUCAAGGAUUGGCUCUCAGCAGUAGAAACAAGUAUUUGUGUCAAGAAUCCUUAACAAUUGCGUCAAACCUCUAUAAGGGGCUACAAAGAGGCUGCCAGAUGAUCCAGGACUCUCCAAAUGUCAUAAGUGCGAAUGAUGUUAAAAACGUUAUCUCUGAGAUGUGGUUCCCACACCUAGCUCAGGGAGAUUUCAAGAUAGACUAUCUGUCAAUUGCCCAUCUACAAACGCUCACUGAACUCUCCAAAAUAGAAGCGAAACGCGACCACAAGAUUGUUAUCAGUUGUGCUGUUUAUGUCAAAGACAGGAAGCAGCCCACUGUAACAGUAAGAUUGAUAGAUAACAUCAUCCUAUAA
This is a messenger RNA of Torulaspora delbrueckii, 903 nucleotides long. RefSeq names its product pantoate--beta-alanine ligase PAN6 (gene PAN6). Gene Ontology annotation, molecular function: pantoate-beta-alanine ligase activity. The record is from RefSeq and is a predicted model, not a curated record. Gene Ontology annotation, biological process: pantothenate biosynthetic process. The transcript has a single exon. The coding region runs from base 1 to 903 and encodes 300 amino acids. Lineage: Eukaryota; Fungi; Ascomycota; Saccharomycetes; Saccharomycetales; Saccharomycetaceae.